AUGCGCCCGCCUAAUAUCCCUCCUCCCAACACCCUGCCCGAGUUUAUUAUGCUAAGCCGGCGGCCGUUCGCUCAUGAGCACAGAACAGAAAAAAGGCCGUUCCUAAACAAUAAGGCAUUUGCGGCCGUGCUCUGGCACCUCGAUAUGGCCUUCUGGGCAAUCUGCGGCGCUAUUGCCCGUGAGGGUCUCAUUGUGCUCACGGGCUACGAGAGUUGGGGACCACUUUGGGCAAAUGUUGCCGGUUGCGUCGUCAUGGGAUUCCAUGAAAAAUUCGUCCACGACCCUGUGUACGCACCAAAAAUUGCCACCGGCUUCUGCGGGAGCCUGACGUCGUUCUCGUCGCUAAUUGUAUCCCUUUUUUUGUUCAGUACCACCCCUCAGCCCAAGUGGAAGACUGAUGGCUACGGAGUCAUGGCUUUCAUGGCGUUUCUAAUAACUGAGAUUUCAUGCUCAAUGGCGUCCUACUUUUUAGGACAACAUUUAGAAAUCUUUCUUCGAAGUUACAAGCUUCUGAUCAAGCCCAACUAUGUGAUUAUAGAGUACAUCGGAGCAGCACUAGGAUCGAGUGCGUGGAUCGCCUGUCUCGUGAUCUCAAUCACGGUUGAGUCGAACCGCAAUUGGCCUCUGCUGGCCACGUUUGCCCCAUUUGGUGUAUUUUUGCGAGUUCACGCGUCCAAACUGAACAGACCAGAAUACCGCAUUGGAACGUUCCUUGUAAAUAUGGUCGGAACGGUCCUGGCUUGUAUUUUUACUAUUCUCCAGCACCCCGACAUUGGUGCAUCUGUCCUUCAAAUCCAAGUCCUUAAGGGCCUCAUUGAUGGGUUCUGUGGGAGCCUCACCACCGUCAGCAGCUUCGUUGUCGAGCUGUCCAAGCUCCCGCUACCCCACGCCUACGCAUACGGAAUAACGACUUUUGGAUUAGGCUUCUGCUUUGCGGUAUUAAUUAUUGGUUCAUACGAUUGGACCAGAUAG
Messenger RNA from Wickerhamiella sorbophila, 972 nucleotides. Its product is annotated as Fluoride export protein 1. The transcript has a single exon. NCBI's taxonomy places the organism in Eukaryota, Fungi, Ascomycota, Dipodascomycetes, Dipodascales, Trichomonascaceae. Gene Ontology annotation, cellular component: membrane. The coding region runs from base 1 to 972 and encodes 323 amino acids. Gene Ontology annotation, biological process: fluoride transmembrane transport. Gene Ontology annotation, molecular function: fluoride transmembrane transporter activity. The record is from RefSeq and is a predicted model, not a curated record.